UUAAAUAUUUUUCUACAUUUCGCAAUGUCUGUCUUGAUCAUCUUCAAACUGUUCCGUGGCGUUUUUUGAUCGUUACAUCUUUUCUUUUUAGUUAGACAUUUUGUUUAUUACCCACACAAUUUAAUUACCUUUUAUUUUUUUUUCUAAUCGUAAAAUAUUUAGUAUUAUAUUGCGUAUGCUUUCAUUUCCUGUUUUAAAACAUAAUUUUUCAAUAUAAUUGGGAUGUCACACAUUUCAAACUAUUGAAUUUUCAACAUUCAUCUACAAACCGCCAAAAUUACUUCCAAAAUGCAAAGCGUCAGCGCUCCUCGCGAGUCCGCUCCACCGGUCAUCAGCACCAGUUCCACCAUCUUGAACAUGAGGGAAAAAGAGAAGUAUAUAGAGGAAUUCGACUUUCCCUUCUGCGAUGAGUCGUCUAAAUACGAAAAAGUGGCGAAAAUAGGGCAAGGCACAUUCGGAGAGGUGUUCAAAGCGCGAGCUCGUAAUAGUAAUAAAAAAUUCGUCGCCAUGAAGAAAGUAUUAAUGGACAAUGAAAAAGAAGGCUUCCCGAUCACGGCGCUGCGAGAGAUAAAGAUAUUACAGUUGCUCAAACACGAGAACGUGGUCAAUUUAAUAGAAAUAUGCCGGACUAAAGCGACGCUUCAUAAUAAAUAUCGCUCUACCUUCUACCUUGUAUUUGAUUUUUGCGAGCACGACUUAGCCGGCUUGCUGUCGAAUGUAAACGUUAAAUUCAGCUUGGGAGAGAUCAAGAAGGUGAUGCAGCAGUUGUUGAACGGUUUGUACUACAUUCACAGUAAUAAGAUACUGCACAGAGACAUGAAAGCAGCAAAUGUAUUGAUUACGAAGAAUGGUAUAUUAAAAUUGGCAGACUUCGGUCUAGCGAGGGCAUUCAGUGUGGCAAAGUCGGGACAAGCGAACAAAUAUACUAACAGGGUCGUGACGCUGUGGUAUAGGCCUCCGGAGUUAUUGUUAGGUGACCGUAAUUAUGGCCCACCGGUGGACAUGUGGGGCGCCGGCUGUAUCAUGGCUGAGAUGUGGACACGUUCACCUAUUAUGCAGGGUCCGACGGAGCAGCAGCAGCUGAUACUGAUCUCGCAGCUGUGCGGCUCGUGUACGCCCGACGUGUGGCCGGGCGUCGAGAACCUCGAGCUUUACAACAAAAUGGAGCUGCCCAAGGGACAGAAGAGGAAGGUCAAGGAAAGGCUAAAGCACUACGUAAAAGAUCCGUACGGCUGCGAUCUACUGGACAAACUGUUACAGCUGGACCCAGCGAAGAGAUUCGAUGCGGACACAGCUCUAAACCACGACUUCUUCUGGACGGACCCGAUGCCUUGUGAGCUGGCAAACAUGCUGGCCCAACACACACAGAGCAUGUUCGAGUAUUUGGCGCCACCGCGGCGGCCGGGGCACCUCCGGCAUCAUCACCACGUCGCAGGCGCUCAGCCGAAGCCGACCCAGGCUGUGCAGGACUCCGGCUAUCAAGAUAGAGUGUUCUAAAUAUGACUCAUGUGAAUAAAUAGUACAUUACUGCAGCGACCAGCAACUAAGGCAUUGAUGGACAAACGUGCAAAUGUGGGCCGAGGCGUAGCCGAGGCACACAUACGCGAGUCCAUCAAUGCCUAAUUGUGGCCAAGGCUUGUAUAGUACUUUUCUCAAACAAUGCGCGGAAAUCAAAAACACAAUUUUACUUUUUAAGUUCGAUGACGAAUAACAAACAAUAAUAAUUUUUCACGCGCCAUAAUGUUCCUUUGUUUUUUUUUUUCAAUAAACAGCUUUCUAUUUGCAAGCCAGUUCGAAAUUUAAAUAAAACCUUUUAUUAGUUACCUCCUUGGUAGCCAUGUUUCGAAGUAAAAGGUCAUUCUAUUUUUAAAUUACAGGACAGAUAUAAGUUUACAUAGUAAUUUAUCUGGCCGCAAAACGCGACAGAUAUGGAUUUUCAUACAACUCUUGCCGGCCGCUGCCCGCAUGUAUCUGGCCAGUACGGCAAUUUUGAUUUAUCUCGAAGAAGAUUGUCAAAAUAAUGCUCACAUUUCCAAGCAUGUUUGAGAAAAAGUAAAUAAAUGCUACUUGUUAUAUAUUGGGAUUUCAGUAUGUAAGGGAAUGCAUAUUUCCUUAACAAUUGGUAUUUGUGAUAAACUUAAAACAUUAUAUAGUUAUUGUACAGAGUUAAUUUGAAUUAAUCUGAAUACUUUUUAGAGAAUUUUGUAAGGUUGUGUCAGUGUAACUGAACAAUUUUUUUAAAGUGAUUUAAUUAGAACACUACCAGAGGGAGACUUUGUACAAAAGUCGUUUGCUAGAACACCUCUGUCCGAUUCGUGUUUCUACCGUGAAGCAGUUGUGUUUGCAUAGCUGUAUUUCAGUUCAAAGGGUGGGAUAUGGCAGUAAAUUUACAGGGUACAGAGGAAUAACACCUGAGUCCUCGGGAAUGGCAACGCAUGGGGUGUAUCAUGGGCGAAACAGUAUACUCUGUUAUGUCCACGGUACCGCUCAUGUCUAUAGGCGACGUUUACCACUUUCCAUCAGGUGAAGUUUCCAUCAAGAAGAAACGGCAAAAUAUAUCGAGCCUUUAUUGUUUCUAGAUCUUUUGAGAGAAAUCAGUUCAGUUCUGCUGUAACAUUUAUUAGCUAUUUUAAAAUAUGUAAAAUGACUGAAAAUAAUUUGUACAUACGUCUACGAUUUAAUAUUUAGUUCCUAUAGUGAUUGUUAAUUAUAUUAAAUAAGAGAAUUAUUGUAAAAUUGUU
This is a messenger RNA of Galleria mellonella (greater wax moth), 2741 nucleotides long. RefSeq names its product cyclin-dependent kinase 9 (gene Cdk9). Gene Ontology annotation, molecular function: ATP binding; cyclin-dependent protein serine/threonine kinase activity. Gene Ontology annotation, biological process: protein phosphorylation. The record is from RefSeq and is a predicted model, not a curated record. The coding region runs from base 289 to 1497 and encodes 402 amino acids. Gene Ontology annotation, cellular component: nucleus. NCBI's taxonomy places the organism in Eukaryota, Metazoa, Arthropoda, Insecta, Lepidoptera, Pyralidae. The transcript is spliced from 5 exons.